AUGGCGCAAAAGAUCGAAUCGGCUGGGCCAAACUCGCCCCCUGCUCUACGCACCAGAAAGCCCGGCGAAGUUCGUUCCAGGACUGGAUGCUUGACGUGCAAACAGCGCCGCAAAAAGUGUGACGAAGAGUUUCGCAUACGCCAGAAUGGAGCGACGUCAUGCAAUCGAUGUGCUGAUCGUGGCAUCCACUGCGAGCAGGGCACCACCACCACGCCUCAAAGGCCCGCACAACAGCGGCCAUCGCCGUAUCCAACAUCAGCAGCCGCUUCUUCGAGUUCAACAAAGCUUCCAUCUCGCGCUGUCCGCGGCCCAAGUGCUAUGCAAUACGCUCAACACGCUGCUCCGUUGCUUAGCGCACCCACAUCUGCUGCUCCACUCGGUAUCACAUCCACCUCAUAUACAUCCACCUUGGAUCCAACACAACUCUGGUCUGGCUAUGCACACUUUCCUAUGCAGUCUUUCUCACAACCGCAGCUUCAAAACGCGCCUGCUUUUGCGGGUCUUCAGAAUCCAGCCGUUGCAAACCAGCUGGCCUGGAUGAGUCAGAAUGCCGCUUUGCCGAAUCGAUCCACAGUCCGUUACAAUCGUCCGAAUAUUUGGCCCAUGGCGUCUUCAAACGCUGCUGUUGACUCGGCCAACACUACCGCCAUUCAGAAUGCAUCUGGCAGCCUUCCUGCCCAGAACAACGCUGUUGACAUGAACGCGCUCUUCAAUCUAUUCAACAGCAAUCCUGCUGGCGCGCCCGCAGCAGCCAACGCAAACCGAUGGAAUCAAGCUUAUACCGAAAGCAUGGACAACAUCAUGCUCGACGACUUUGUCAGCGAGCUCAUGAGCCUAAUUGACCCUCUUGUCGGAGGUGAAGGCGCCUCCACUGUUCCUCAGACCUCGAGCAACACCCCGACCACAGGCGCACAAAAAGCGUCGCCUUACGAAACUCCGUCUACAUUCCGGGCUACCCAAGAACCGUCGAGCAUAUCUUGUUCCGCAACCGGCGCGCAAACAACUGCUGCAAACCCGGCAGCGUCAUCGACCACGCCGCAGAAGAGAAGCGUCAACCUGCACGACAAUCCGGUGCUUGCUGAUAAGCAACUCAAAGCAGGCAGCGGCAAAGCACCUCUUCCAGGCCGAGCUUCGAAUCGAUAUCGCAAGCUUCUCGAUUCUGACGCCAUCGAGUCGCUACUGAGCAAGUACAGUCCUAUCUACGAGCGUUUCUGGCAUGCAACGCUCAUGCUUCUCUCCAACAAGAAACGCCAGGCAGCCGUCGACUAUCUGAUGAGCGUCGUUCGUUCCAACAAAGCUUGUCGAGCCUCAGUGGUAGUAGUCUGUCUCGCUUAUCACGAGCUCGUCCAGCGUAUUCGCAAAGGCGCACAGAAAAGUAUCGCCGAUGCCAAACAGCCACAGCGUGAGCAGGAGACAGUACCACCCAGCUGGACCACCGUUGCUAUCGAUGCUGUGCAGCACAGUACAAGUGCAGCGGCCAGACCGCAAGACGGAAUGACGGAUACAACCAUAAAGUUGUUUGAGCGCGAUUCGGAGGAGGAAGAGGAGGAAGGUGCUUCGAUCCGCUCCGACAUUGCCGAAGACUCUGACCGAGAUACGCCACCCUCGAAUCCUCGUGAUGAACAAGAGAGACGCGAAGACGAUUCGGAAGACGAUUUACCAGAAGAGAUCAGCGUCAUCUCACGCCAUCCUUCCGGCGCGGAUCGUUCUUUCUCCUCGACAAAAUCUCAGCACAGUUCAGACCGCUAUGGAUCCACCAGCUUUUCACGUAGGCCCACCGACACUGCUCGAUCCCCUCGUCCGUCUACACGCCCUAGUUUGACAGGCAAGCUCUCUACGGUGGAGGACAACAUUUCCGAGAUGGAUGAUCCAUCGCGAGAUGCAUUUAAAGGCCAAGUGGUAGAAGAACAUACGGUUGAACUGUGGUUCGACAUUGCGCGUGCUGAACUUUCGCGCAGUCAGGAAGAGCUUACGCUGGACCAAGAGCUAUGUGCCAUUAUCAAUCUGCGUUGGGCGUGUUUAUGCUUUGCAGGGGCGGAGAGAGCGAGGCAACUGACGGAAGAGUUGGGAAAAGUGAUGGAGAGAGAAGGCAUCGAUCUGGUCCAAGCGGGAGAGGAAGAGAAGAAGGGCAGUUUUGUCAGCGCGAUGCUGUUGACAGCGGUAUAUACAGAUGUGCUGGAUACGGUAUCGGAUCGAGGUAAACGGACGCAUGUGACACUUGGUGACGCGAACACUAGACCUGCUGCGACUAGCAAACGUCUUCGUGUCAGCAGUGGGAAUGGUCAAGCCAAUGCAUCGGCGGGUAAAACGGAACCGUUCUUCGGAAGGAUCUCGCUGAUCACGCUCGAGAUGUUGACGUGUUUCAAGCUGAUCUCUGAUCUUUCGGCUGAUGUAUGGGGACCAAUUUCGAGCUCGGCCACACAUCCGACGAGGCCAUCCGAGUCGCAAGUUGCCGAACGGUCCAGGGAGAUCGAACGCAAGGUGAUGUCACUUCCGCCUUGGUCUGAUCCCAACACGUCGUCUUCGUUGCGCGUGAGAGCGUUUGCGCUACAGGAGAUCUGGCGACAAACAGCGAGACUGUAUCUGCUGCAAGCGGUGCAUCGUCGAGGACCGCUGUUUCCCGAACUGCAGAAUAUCCUCCACGAAAUCAUCCGACUAGCCAAAAUGGUCAAAGUGCAGGGCUUUUCGGUUGUUGCGCCUGGCCUCACCGAGACAACGCAGAGUCAAAGUGGAUCGAUUGGCUCGACUCAUCGCACAGCACCACCCAACUAUGUUGGCGGUCUAGCCUCCACGGACGCAACCGACGAUGUUCGGGAUGCCAACCACGCAGACCCAGCCAUGAAUGCAUCUUACGGAUGGUCAUCACCAUCGACUCUUCCAUCUGACUCCCCCUCGGCCUCGGAUCCAGACCAUCCAGGUGAAGCCAGCUACGGUACAGCGCCUUUGCAGAUGUGGCUCGACGUCGCCAGCUGGGAAAUGUGCACCGUCUGGUUCCUGUGCUGCACCGUCUCUCUGACACGCGCAGACAGGCAGUUCUGCAUUCACCAUCUAGAGUCGAGUGGACUGGAGAGGGCCAACAGGGACAAUAUUCAGGUCAUCAGGGAUUAUUGGGCCAAACAGGAUGGAACGGGUUAUACUUUGGAUUGGUUCGAUUUCAUCAAGUCGACCGGUCGCAGUGUCGUGUUCGCAUUUUAA
Mycosarcoma maydis (corn smut) is the source of this 3195-nucleotide messenger RNA. RefSeq lists its product as uncharacterized. Gene Ontology annotation, molecular function: zinc ion binding; transcription cis-regulatory region binding; DNA-binding transcription factor activity, RNA polymerase II-specific. The record is from RefSeq and is a predicted model, not a curated record. Gene Ontology annotation, biological process: positive regulation of transcription by RNA polymerase II. Bases 1 to 3195 code for a protein of 1064 amino acids. Lineage: Eukaryota; Fungi; Basidiomycota; Ustilaginomycetes; Ustilaginales. The transcript has a single exon. Gene Ontology annotation, cellular component: nucleus.